CGCGCAUGCGCGAGCAGCAGAAGCGGAGGAGCGGCCAUGUUUACAAAAGCCACCGCAGCCGCUGGGACCGCGCAGCCGGUUCGCGCUACGCGCCGGCUGUGCCUGCUUGCAACAGCGUUUCCGCGGACCGUGAAUGGUGCCUGAGGACACGACUUGCAUUGCGUACCGCGCAGACCUCUAUGAAAGGACCGACCAAACAGUUCGGAGGAAACAAUCAUGAAACUCAUCCGCUGGGUAGAGGUGCACAUCGGUCGAUCACGCAAGAGGGCCAAGAAGACACCCACAAAGCAACAGGCGUCGCCCCACUGCAGCAUCCCGUCUGACAAGUGCAUCUCACCGCUGCAUACAACUGCUGAAGGCACCUCACAUUUGGGAUGCCGUGCCAAGCCUUGCCUAGAAGCGGAACCGCGAACCAGUAAUCUGCCCAAGCUACCAAUGCACAUCCGCACCAGCUUUCUGGGUCAGGCGUCACCGGCAGAUGCACGCCAGAGGAGCGGAAUCAAGACAAACCCGUGGAUUGCGUCUUCGCGAAGCCCCUGCGGAAGCAGCUCGGCAGACUCCGGUUGGGCCGGAUCGCACUCCGGCUCCGAGGGCGAUUACGGGGAUGCGUGCCAGCUGCUGCCGCCGCACGAGCCUCGCGACCAUUGGUCCUCGAUGGGAUCCCUGCGCAGCCGCGCGGCCGCCGGCGACUCAAGCAUGCGGGGCGGUUCUCCGCUUCGCACAUCGUGGACCUUAGACCGGCGGCCAUCGCCCCUCACUGGAUGUACGUCGACACAGCUACCCGUGUCGGCGAGACAGCAGCAGCGUGAAACCGCCCGCCGAGCAUUGACCGGUAUCUGCGACAGUAGCGAAGACGAGGCCUACUCUGAGGACUUCCUCCAGUCCGAGGACAGCAGCGACGCUGUGACCGUUGUGAAAGCUGGAACACCGCAGACUGACUCGGCUUGCGACCCUGGAAGCAGCUGCACCACAACGCCCCUGUCCGAGUGUUCCUCACAGCUACAAACAACUGAGACGUUUGCCGACAAAGUACGGCGUCUGCAAGCCCAGAGGGUGGUGGUCGAGCAGAAGGUCCACGAGGCCCGUAUCGAGGAGCAGGCUUCGCGCGAUCAGAGGAUUCAACUCCACCGCGAACUGAUGCAGUUCCGGAGGCUUACGCUGCUGCACUCAUUGCAGGAGUUGCGAUACGACCUCGAGCAGCGCACAGCUUUCGAGACAGCGCAUGGAGGGCGGCAUUGACAACACGUUCGAUGCUUGCACGCUAAAAAGUGCAUGUUUGGCGCUGUACAUAGGGCGCUGUGUGACCAGCUAUUUCGCACGAGUUUAUCUGGCGUCCUAACGUCGUCUAUGCGCUGUAUUCAGAUAACUGGCAGGUCCACUGGCAACAGGGAGCCAUGACUUAGAAACGCAUUCCUUGCAAGGAUUUUAUUUGUCCGCAGUGGGUAUAACGCGCAGUGUGCUGCGGUCUGGGUAGAACAAUAUCAUAAGAUCAAAGCAUCGCUAAGUUGCAUUCAUUAGAUAUCUUGAAUAUAGCAAUUCCUAAAGGGGUCAUGUUUUCGCAAUGCAACUCAUUUCAUCGGCUACAUGAAACGUCCACACCGUAAAAUAUGAGUAAAUUUUAUGGUCUCAAUAUUUUUAAAAUAUUUUUUUUAUUUACUUGUGAAUGCCUUGGCAGUUUGGCAACACGCGUACUUGCGACUACUGACGUCAUAGAGUUGAAGCCCGCCCCUCGCGCCGUGUGCUGUAGUGGCAUACUGACGUUUGUUUACCAUAGCUGCAUAGAAGGCACCACUUGCUCCCUUGACGUGAAACGAGAACAGCGCUUCGGUGAAAGCAUACAAAUAAUGCGUUAACUCGGCAAUGUGUACAAAUUUAGCCAACUGUUCACUCAUGUCACUCUGAGAAGUGCGACCUGAUGAGUUCGAAAAACGGUGAUGGAACGCUUCCACCACAGGUGCCGCCGCGUCUUGCAUGCGCUCCCCGCGACGUAAAAAAAUAGUUUAUAGCAAACCAUCAUGGCCCUCCACUAAAAUAAAAUUCAUUAUGUAUGAAAAGAUUCCUGAACCCUUUCAUGCGUGUGCACGCCUAGGUAGUGCAUCAACGUAACAGAAGCACUGAUGGAAAAAAAUAUAUUUAUAACGUGUAGCAUGACGCACUUUUGAUUGAACCUAUGCUGAAAUUUUGAACAAUCUGUGUAAACUCUUUUCAUAAAACAAAUUGGAAGGUAGA
This is a messenger RNA of Dermacentor silvarum, 2229 nucleotides long. RefSeq lists its product as uncharacterized. The coding region runs from base 217 to 1239 and encodes 340 amino acids. The transcript is spliced from 2 exons. The record is from RefSeq and is a predicted model, not a curated record. NCBI's taxonomy places the organism in Eukaryota, Metazoa, Arthropoda, Arachnida, Ixodida, Ixodidae.